GCUGUCUCUCUCUCUCUCUCUCUGGGCGCCGUGAGGUAAAUAGAAGCAGGAUCUCAAAAUGGCGGAGCCGCCGCUGAGUCCCGUCCGAGGCGCGACGGUGGCGCCGCCGCUGCUGCUCCCGCUCCCUCCGCCGCAGGAGCCCUUCCCGUCCAACGCCAGGCCUCCCCCGCGGGGCUUCCAGCCGCCUUCCAAGCGCGCCAAAGCCGCCGAAGAGCGCGGCCUCAAAGGCCCCAAGCGUGUCAACGGCGAGGGCGGCGGCAGCAGCAGCAGCAGCAGCAAUAGGAAGCCGCCGCCACAGCCCUCCUUGUGGAGCCUCGCCGCCUUUUCCUCCGGAGCCGCCGCCAGCAGCAGCAGUAGCAGCGGCUCAUCCGGCGCGGGGUCCUUCUCUUUCCCGCCUCACUUGCCUCCCAAGUUGCUCCUGCCGCCGCCCUCGGCGCACCAGCACCAUCAGCACCGCUUGGCCGUCGCCGUCGAAGGAGGCAAGACGAAGAGGCCCAAGGAGAAGCGGGACAAGGAGAAGCGGAAGGGCUGGGAGGAGAACGGCGAGGUCAAGGUGCUGCUCCCGCCGGCCCAGGCCCGGGCCCAGGCGCUCCAGCAGCAGCAGCCCCACCGCCAUCACCGUCACCGCCGCCGCCAGGAAGAUCAAAUCACCAGAGAUAAAAUAUCAGAAAGUGACAAGGAAAAGCAGAAGGAAAAGAAGAAACAUAGGUUGAUGUCAGAAAUUAAGAAAGAGAAUGGAGAAAUGAAAUUAUUUCAGAAGGGUGUGAAGGAAAAACCAAAAAGCAAUGCAGAAGAACUGCAGAUUAAAAAAGUAAAGAAGAAAAAGAAAAAGAAACAUAAAGAGUGUGAAAAAAGGAAGCGUCCAAAAAUGUACAGUAAAUCUAUUCAGACCAUCUGCUCAGGAAUGCUUUCUGAUGUUGAGGAUCAAGACUCCAAAGGCAUUGUUGAUAAUCACCUUAAGGAUUUCAAUGGGAAAAAUUUGGAUCCCAAGAAGGAUUCUGAGCACAAGGUACCAGAGAACAGUGAAUUUCCAUUUCUCUCACUAAAGGAGCCACGGGUUCAAAACAAACUGAAAAGCCUAGAUACAUUGGAGUUCAGACAGUUCAUUCAUAUUGAACACCAGCCUAAUGGAGGAGCUUCAGUUGUCCAUGCCUACAGUAAUGAACUCUCCCACUUGUCUCCUGUGGAGAUGGAGAGAUUUGCGGAGGAAUUUGUGGGUCUGGUUUUCCGUGAAAAUGAAAACUGUGCAGCUUACUAUGUAAUGGGAAUUGUUCAUGGGGCAGCUACUUAUUUACCUGAUUUUUUAGACUACUUUUCAUUUAAUUUUCCCAAUUCACCAGUGAAAAUGGAAAUUUUGGGAAAGAAAGAUAUAGAAACAACAACUAUGUCAAAUUUUCACGCUCAGGUAAAAAGAACCUAUUCCCAUGGUACUUAUAGAGCUGGCCCUAUGAGACAAAUCAGCUUAGUUGGAGCAGUGGAUGAAGAAGUGGGGGACUACUUUCCAGAGUUCCUUGAUAUGCUGGAAGAUUCACCUUUGUUGAAAUGUACUUUGCCAUGGGGGACACUUUCUAGUUUGAAGUUAGAAACUCGUAAGGAUAGUGAUGAUGGUCCCAUCAUGUGGGUACGUCCAGGAGAGCAAAUGAUCCCUGUGGCAGACAUGCCAAAGUCACCUUUCAAAAGGAAAAGAACUACCAAUGAAAUAAAAAACCUGCAGUACCUACCUCGUACUAGUGAGCCUCGUGAAAUGCUCUUUGAAGACAGAACACGAGCCCAUGCAGAUCACAUAGGACAAGGGUUUGAACGACAGACAACAGCUGCUGUGGGGGUAUUAAAGGCAGUGCAUUGUGGAGAGUGGCCUGAACAACCUCGUAUAACCAAAGAUGUGAUUUGCUUUCAUGCAGAAGAUUUCUUAGAGGUAGUUCAACGACUGCAGCUAGAUUUGCACGAACCUCCACUUUCACAGUGUGUCCAGUGGGUUGAUGAUGCAAAACUUAACCAAUUACGAAGGGAAGGCAUUCGGUAUGCCAGAAUUCAGUUGCACGAUAAUGAUAUUUAUUUUAUUCCAAGGAAUGUUGUACAUCAGUUUAAGACUGUUUCAGCCGUGUGCAGUUUGGCUUGGCACGUUCGACUUAAGCUCUACCACUCAGAGGGAGAAAAUCAAACAGUCUACGACAAAGAUCCACCAACAGAUCCCACCACUUCUCUUGUAGGACUUCACACUGAUGAUGUAAUCCAUACAGCAAACAGAAAUGCCUCUGAAGACACCAAAUUUUUAGGCAGCAUACAAACUAAAUAUAUAAAACAGGAAUUUUCUUGCAUGCAACAUGAACCUUCAGUAUCUCUCAAAAGUAAAGAAGAACCCGCUACUGUUAACCCUCAUGAAAAAACAACAGCGACCAAUGCUGUGGACUGUUGGGAUGUCAAAGCAAAGCUGGAUCAUGGUCAGUUGUCGGGAUCUAGGUUUGAACUAGACUCUGAAUUUGAACAGGAUGAAAGAGACUUAGAAGACAACUUGUGCAGAGGGAGUCACGUGAACCUGGAGGACACACGACAAAGCAGUUCAGCACAUCCAAGUCUGCAUGUCAAACAAGAAGAUGACUUUUUGUGUUAAAGUUGUAUAUAUGUUUUUAAAUUCCUUUUUAAACAUGACAUAAUAAUGUAAAGAUGCUUAAAUUUUGUGAGGCAGGUUUAUUACUUGUCCUCACAUCUGUUACAGAAAAUAGUUUAUGUAGCUUUGUAACAUUCCUCAGUGCCUGUCCAUAACUGUGAAAGUAUCAAAGCACUUAGGGCCAGAUGCACUGUAAACACUGCAGGUGUAACAUAAAGAAGUCUUUAAAUAUGAGUUGUAGGUUUUAGAAUAGAGCUGACAUUUAACAUAUAUUUUUUGUAAAAUAAGCCAGAAUUCUUUUUUGAUGAUUCCAGGCUUUUCCAUAGAGCUUAUUUAUACUGAUUUUUUUUCUUUUUAAUGUGUCAGCACUGUAGUGUAAAUAGCUUUUUUUAAAAAAAGAAAUCUUUUUAGUGUGAUUUAUAUUGAAAUGUGAGCCACUUAAUAAAGGUUCAUAAUAACAAUAAUGGAUUUUAUUUUGGGGUCCCUUUUUAAAAAGUAAAAAUGUCUACGCUCAUUUUUAAAUGCAAAAAAGUGAUUAUUCUUAUGAUGGAAUAAAAUGCUUGAGUGCAUUAUGAGAUACAAUCUUUCUGUUGCAUUUUCACAAAAAUUCAUUUUCAAAGCAAGUCUUGCAUAUGGUUAAAUAUGCCAUGAACAUGUCUCGUCCUAUGAUAUAUUGAUUUUGCUCCUAGUGCUUCAAGCUGUGGUAAAUUUCUGAGACAAGUAGUUCAGUGUUAUUGUUGUCUGAAAAUGAAUCACUUUCAAUUUAGGGAAUGCAAUCCUGCUCACAUUAUCACUCACUAAAUUACCCUGAAUUGACUCAUCUUACUUGUGACUUGAUUGGACUUAGUAAUGUUUAACUCUAAAUAGAUCUUCACUAUGGAGUACCUGUUGUCUUGCUUUCUCUUACGUCACCCUUCUCCAGCCUGGUGCUCUCCUGAUGUUUGGUACUAUGGCUCUCAAUAGCCAUAAACAACAGUGGUUACGAUGAUGGGAAAGCAUCUGAAGGAUGUGAACUGAAGGAAUUUGGUUUUACUAUAUGAAAAAUGUCUAUUCUUCAAUGUGGAUAAACUAUUAUUCCCUUAUCUCUUAGUAUUGAAUAAGUUGAUGGGAAUUGCCCAGCAACAUAUGGAGGGACACAAAUGCCCCAAACUUGCUUUCUGUAGAAAGAAAUUGACAAGUAGUCAACAAUAAAAUGGAAAAGCAUACAUUUUAUAUUUAA
Molecule: messenger RNA, 3827 nt
Organism: Anolis sagrei ordinatus
Lineage: Eukaryota; Metazoa; Chordata; Lepidosauria; Squamata; Anolidae
Gene: RSBN1L
Product: round spermatid basic protein 1 like
Cellular component (GO): nucleus
Source: RefSeq, a predicted model, not a curated record